CCAAUCAGGGCAGGUGAAGCCGGCUGGAUUUUCUGCGGUGUAUAUAAGGGCCUGGGAUGGCCAACUAAAACAUAUUUCGACACUGGACGUUAAUCGAUUCCUCAGAAAGUACAAAAGCCCUUGGACUGCGGCAAAAUGAAGGUGUUGGUCCUAGCCGUCCUGCUGGUCAGCAUUUGCAGCCUUGAAGGCGCUUUCGUGAAACGCCAAGCGGAAGGCGAUUCUCAGGCUCAAGAAGUGUCACGUUAUUUCCCGGCCUUAGCCCAGUUAUUUCCCCAAGACCUGCUCGGCGAGGAGAAGAUUGGGCAGCUCAGGACCCAAGUCCAGACGCUUGCUCAGCAGGCCCAAGAAAGCCUGAAGCCUUUGGCUGACCAAAUGCGGGAGAGCUUGAACCAGUUCUUUGCUGCUUUGGAAGAAUCUGUCAAGAAAGCGACGACGACAUCGUCAUAAAAAAGCAAAGCCUUUUGGUCAAAAGAAAUCUUCAGGACCUUUCCUUCAGGAAUCAAAGCGGGGGGGGGGGGGAUUCUGGCCCCCAUCCGGCUGUAACAUGCAGAUUGUGCCUGGUUGCAAUAAAAAGCAGAAUCUCCCCUCA
Anolis sagrei ordinatus is the source of this 589-nucleotide messenger RNA. It is a transcript of the gene APOA2, whose product is annotated as apolipoprotein A2. Gene Ontology annotation, biological process: negative regulation of lipase activity; high-density lipoprotein particle remodeling; low-density lipoprotein particle remodeling. Lineage: Eukaryota; Metazoa; Chordata; Lepidosauria; Squamata; Anolidae. Gene Ontology annotation, cellular component: blood microparticle; spherical high-density lipoprotein particle; very-low-density lipoprotein particle. The record is from RefSeq and is a predicted model, not a curated record. Gene Ontology annotation, molecular function: cholesterol binding; lipase inhibitor activity; high-density lipoprotein particle binding.